UUUUUUUUUUUCUCUCGAGGGAAGGGGUGGGGGUCAGAGGGCCUAUGUAUAAAAGUCAUGGCUCGCCACUGCAUACACAUGAUGUCAGAAGGAUCAGCUGUUAGUAUUUGAUUAUUUUGUUAUUCUUGACAUCAGUUAUUCAAUAAGGUAAUAUCAAAGAGUAUCCUCUAUCUCCAGUAUUUGGUUAUUAUAAUUAUCCAUACUUUCACAAUAGUUAUACAAUGUUUUGGUCAAAUACUCAAUUCUUAUUGGUCUGUUGCCUGUUCUUAAUUAAUAAACGUACUACCUAGUGUUAGCCUUAUACUCUGAAUAUGUCAUUGACAACACACAGUUCAGUCCUUUUCGCCAUAUCUUCAGAACGGAUGGCGACUUUCCCAAAAGGUUUGUGAGUUACACUGCCUCUCUGAACGUUGUAUUAUAAUAAUAGAUUUAUUUUGUUAGCGCUUUUACAGGUGCUCAAAGACGCUUUACACAUAUAGUGAAAAGAAAAGUAAAGAACAAAUAAAGUAUGAGUGUGUACCAUUCACCUCACAUCCUGUACAACAGGCUGACACCGACCGGCCGGCCGGUCAGUUGUUAUUACAAAUCUUGAGUUGGGCACAAUGACUGUACAACAGGUUAGUAUUGUUACUAUAAAGUGCUAUAGGGCUGGGCGACAUAUCGAAUAAACUCGAUGCAUUGCGGCUUAUUCUACAUACGAUGUAUGAAAUUACUAUAUGACGUCUGGUGUUUUUUUAAGCUGCCGACAUGAAUCAGACCUCUCGGUCUCUGCCAUAGUUCUCUCUCCCUCUCACAAACACAAAAAUUACAAAAAUGUUUUGUAUUGAGUUCUACAUGAAAGCUCACACCUUGCUGGUCAGUGGUGUCAGUGCUUUAAAUGCUACCUAUUUGUCAGUGUGUUGGCAUCAUUUCUUUUUUCCAACAAGGGUUAUGUAGGCAUUUUAUUAGUAGUAAAGGCAGCUUGUUUCUCGCUUGGAUCUACUCUUAGGAUUCCAAGGCUUUAUUGUCAUUUGCAAAGUAGUUACAGUUUAGAUAAGUCAACAAUGCAACAUCAAUAUACGUAUAUAAGACACAAAACAAUACAAUUAAUUUGAAGAACCAUUAAAUAGUGCAAGAAGUAAUACAGACCAAAGUUAUUGCUUGUCACUGGCAUACAAUUAUAAAUGAAUAAUCAAGUAUAAAGGUGACACUAGAGUUGAUUUCACCUCAGAGUUCAUUGCUCUCUGGUGUGGCUGUGUGUGUGAUGCUUUGUGAACACAGUGAGAUUAUGGAUCCUAUUGUUCCUGGGAUAAUGAGGUCAUAUCCCACUAGACCCUGGACGUCCUCCUCUGCCCAGGGACCAGGCUAUCUUGAGGUGUCCAGCUCUCAUAUUGAUUUGGUGGAUUUGAAUCACUGACAGCUGCACUGAUCGAGUGUGCAGAUAAUGCUGAGAGGAAAACAUCUGUAGGUCGAGUCCUUCCAUGAUACAGCGUGUCUUCAUGUUGUUUUCUGUGAAAUGAAUCGGUUCACACAUUAUAUUUUAUUUAAAGAGACCUCAAUACAGAGUAUAAUAUUUAUGUAUGCACCACGACACCAAGUCAAAUUCCUUGUACGUGUAAACUGGUAAUAAACCGGUUUCUGAUUUUGAAUAUGCUGUAGUUGAAGGAGCAUUCCAAUGGAGGACCAGUAUUUAUGUUCAAUGAUCUUUAAACCUCAAACUAUCUUAAUUUUAAGGCCCUUUAUGAAAGUCAACACUCUUUUAUAAAAAACAACCUAGAUUUUAACGUGCAUGUUAGCUUCUAUAAAGCUAAUGUCACUGAGGCAAAGAGAAUACACUGCCACACCACCAGCCUCAUCUAUACUGUAUCAGUCCACUCAGCAGUCCACCCAUUUCUUCCAUUAUUAUCAUUAUUAGUGGUGUAAUAAUGAUAAUAAUAAUAUAUCUUAUUUAUAGAGUGCUUUUUAGGGAAUUCAGAGGCAGUGCAGCAGGCCCUAAGUUAGACAGUGCAGCAGGCCCUAAGUUAGACAGAGCAACAGGCCCUAAGUUAGACAGUGCAGCAGGCCCUAAGUUAGACAGUGCAGCAGGCCCUAAGUUAGACAGUGCAGCAGGCCCCAAGUUAGACAGUGCAGCAGGCCCCAAGUUAGACAGUGCAGCAGGCCCUAAGUUAGGCAGAGCAACAGGCCCUAAGUUAGGCAGAGCAACAGGCCCUAAGUUAGGCAGAGCAACAGGCCCUAAGUUAGGCAGAGCAACAUGCCCUAAGUUAGACAGUGCAGCAGGCCCUAAGUUAGACAGUGCAGCAGGCCCUAAGUUAGGCAGAGCAACAGGCCCCAAGUUAGACAGUGCAGCAGGCCCUAAGUUAGGCAGAGCAACAGGCCCUAAGUUAGGCAGAGCAACAGGCCCUAAGUUAGACAGUGCAGCAGGCCCUAAGUUAGGCAGAGCAACAGGCCCUAAGUUAGACAGUGCAACAGGCCCUAAGUUAGGCAGUGCAGCAGGCCCUAAGUUAGACAGUGCAACAGGCCCUAAGUUAGACAUUGCAGCAGGCCCUAAGUUAGACAGUACAGCAGGCCCUAAGUUAGGCAGUGCAGCAGGCCCUAAGUUAGGCAGUGCAGCAGGCCCUAAGUUAGGCAGUGCAGCAGGCCCUAAGUUAGACAGUGCAGCAGGCCCUAAGUUAGACAGUGCAGCAAGCCCUAAGUUAGACAGUGCAGCAGGCCCUAAGUUAGGCAGUGCAGCAGGCCCUAAGUUAGGCAGUGCAGCAGGCCCUAAGUUAGAAAGUGCAGCAGGCCCUAAGUUAGGCAGAGCAACAGGCCCUAAGUUAGACAGUGCAGCAGGCCCUAAGUUAGGCAGUGCAUUAGGCCCUAAGUUAGACAGUGCAGCAGGCCCUAAGUUAGGCAGAGCAGCAAGCACUAAGUUAGACAGUGCAACAGGCCCUAAGUUAGACAGUGCAGCAGGCCCCAAGUUAGACAGUACAGCAGGCCCUAAGUUAGGCAGUGCAUUAGGCCCUAAGUUAGACAGUACAGCAGGCCCUAAGUUAGACAGUAGAGCAGGCCCUAAGUUAGGCAGUGCAGCAGGCCCUAAGUUAGACAGUGCAGCAGGCCCUAAGUUAGGCAGUGCAGCAAGCCCUAAGUUAGACAGUGCAGCAGGCCCUAAGUUAGGCAGUGCAGCAGGCCCUAAGUUAGGCAGUGCAGCAGGCCCUAAGUUAGACAGUGCAGCAGGCCCUAAGUUAGGCAGUGCAGCAAGCCCUAAGUUAGACAGUGCAGCAGGCCCUAAGUUAGGCAGUGCAGCAGGCCCUAAGUUAGGCAGUGCAGCAGGCCCUAAGUUAGAAAGUGCAGCAGGCCCUAAGUUAGGCAGAGCAACAGGCCCUAAGUUAGACAGUGCAGCAGGCCCUAAGUUAGGCAGUGCAUUAGGCCCUAAGUUAGACAGUGCAACAGGCCCUAAGUUAGACAGUGCAGCAGGCCCCAAGUUAGACAGUACAGCAGGCCCCAAGUUAGACACUGCAGCAGGCCCUAAGUUAGACAGUGCAGCAGGCCCCAAGUUAGACAGUGCAGCAGGCCCCAAGUUAGACAGUGCAGCAGGCGCUAAGUUAGGCAGAGCAACAGGCCCUAAGUUAGACAGUGCAACAGGCCCUAAGUUAGACAGUGUAGCAGGCCCUAAGUUAGACAUUGCAGCAGGCCCUAAGUUAGACAGUACAGCAGGCCCUAAGUUAGGCAGUGCAUUAGGCCCUAAGUUAGACAGUACAGCAGGCCCUAAGUUAGACAUUAGAGCAGGCCCUAAGUUAGGCAGUGCAGCAGGCCCUAAGUUAGACAGUGCAGCAGGCCCUAAGUUAGGCAGUGCAGCAAGCCCUAAGUUAGACAGUGCAGCAGGCCCUAAGUUAGGCAGUGCAGCAGGCCCUAAGUUAGGCAGUGCAGCAGGCCCUAAGUUAGAAAGUGCAGCAGGCCCUAAGUUAGGCAGAGCAACAGGCCCUAAGUUAGACAGUGCAGCAGGCCCUAAGUUAGGCAGUGCAUUAGGCCCUAAGUUAGACAGUGCAGCAGGCCCUAAGUUAGGCAGAGCAGCAAGCACUAAGUUAGACAGUGCAACAGGCCCUAAGUUAGACAGUGCAGCAGGCCCCAAGUUAGACAGUGCAGCAGGCCCCAAGUUAGACAGUGCAGCAGGCCCUAAGUUAGACAGUGCAGCAGGCCCCAAGUUAGACAGUGCAGCAGGCCCCAAGUUAGACAGCGCAGCAGGCCCCAAGUUAGGCAGAGCAACAGGCCCUAAGUUAGGCAGAGCAACAGGCCCUAAGUUAGGCAGAGCAACAGGCCCUAAGUUAGGCAGAGCAACAGGCCCUAAGUUAGACAGUGCAGCAGGCCCCAAGUUAGACAGUGCAGCAGGCCCUAAGUUAGGCAGAGCAACAGGCCCUAAGUUAGGCAGAGCAACAGGCCCUAAGUUAGGCAGUGCAGCAGGCCCUAAGUUAGGCAGUGCAACAGGCCCUAAGUUAGGCAGAGCAACAGGCCCUAAGUUAGACAGUGCAACAGGCCCUAAGUUAGGCAGAGCAACAGGCCCUAAGUUAGGCAGAGCAACAGGCCCUAAGUUAGGCAGAGCAACAGUUCCUAAGUUAGACAGUGCAGCAGGCCCUAAGUUAGACAGUGCAGCAGGCCCUAAGUUAGACAGUGCAACAGGCCCUAAGUUAGGCAGUGCAGCAGGCCCUAAGUUAGACAGUGCAGCAGGCUCUAAGUUAGGCAGAUCAACAGGCCCUAAGUUAGGCAGAGCAACAGUUCCUAAGUUAGACAGUGCAGCAGGCCCUAAGUUAGACAGUGCAGCAGGCCCUAAGUUAGGCAGUGCAACAGGCCCUAAGUUAGGCAGAGCAGCAGGCCCUAAGUUAGACAAUGCAGCAGGCCCUAAGUUAGGCAGAGCAACAGGCCCUAAGUUAGGCAGCGCAACAGGCCCUAAGUUAGGCAGCGCAACAGGCCUUAAGUUAGGCAGAGCAGCAGGCCCUAAGUUAGACAGUGCAGCAGGCCCUAAGUUAGACAGUGCAGCAGGCCCUAAGUUAGGCAGUGCAGCAGGCCCUAAGUUAGGCAGAGCAGCAGGCCCUAAGUUAGACAGAGCAGCAGGCCCUAAGUUAGGCAGUGCAGCAGGCCCUAAGUUAGACAGUGCAGCAGGCCCUAAGUUAGACAGAGCAGCAGGCCCUAAGUUAGGCAGCACAACAAGGCACUCGAAGGUCAUUUACAGAAACACAAGAAGCAUUAAGGAAAAAGGAACAUCAUGAAAUGACAUUAAGCGUCUUUGUGUUUCUUGAAAAGUGCUAUAAAUUGAAUGAAUUUAAAAUUAUUAUUAUUAUUAUACAUUUCAGACAUUAAUUAAAAAGCCAAAAAUGUACAUAUUAAAAGGUACAACAGUGCAGUGUGAGAUAUGAAUAGCUCUUUGAUUUAAUAAAAGGCAACGGCAGAAAGAAAAGUCUACAGCCUGGAUUUAAAAGCAGUGAGAGUAGCAGCAGAACUGCUGUUUUCUGCUAGUUUGUUCCAGAUAUUUGGAGCAUUAUAACUAGAGCUGUCGACGAUCACUAUGAUAUCAGUGCGCGUUAACGCUAACAAUUAAUCUGGAAACCUUAACGCGUAUAACAAAUGUAAUCUAAUUAAUCACAUCACCAAGUUUGACCCAAAGUUGCUCCAGUGCGGAUAUUGAACAUGAAUCACAUGGCCCUAAAAUGGCAAAGACAGGGGAAGAAUCAGCAACUGGUUAAGCAGAGGAAAGCCUUGGUGCAGGAACAGAACGCGGGCCCCUCCCUGAGGACCUGGCAGCUGGAUGGCAUGAUGUAGCCCCAACCCACUCACUGCACUAAAGGUAUAGCCUCUCUAGAGCAACCAUUUGAAUACUUCUAGAAUUGUCCAUGGUUGUGCAACUUGACACCCAAACUUAUGUUUUCUUUAUAUUUGAUCCUAAAGACCCUGGUGUAUUUGACCAACUGUGGAUGAAGCAGCUCUUCUUGUGACGACAGUUUGGGUUGUGGUCACGCUAUAGUAACCAGGAACAGAUAGUCUUCCGGAGAUGACUUCUCCUCUGCCCUUAGCUAACACGAAACCUCCACCUGUUGCAUUGUUUGCUCAAUCAAAUGUUACUGAGCCACAGAAGAAGCCAAACCUUGAUCCCAUGCCCUCCGACUCCCUCCUUUCAGCAGCUUUUGACCUAGUGUGAAUCGGAGAGGGAGGGAUGUCACAGCUUAGAUGCCAUCAGUGAGGAGGAUUUGCAGGUUUUAAGUCUCUGCUCUUUGGCCUCCUCACAGUAGGACUUCCUGGGGGCAUGGGGCUGGUCCUUUGCACAAAAGUUAAACCUGCCUGCUGCAACAAUGACGCAUUUAAGGCCUCCAAAGACAUUGAACUUAGUUGGAGCAGUGAGCUGAUCUCAUAGUGACCGAUGGGAAGUCAUGCAUUGAGAAUGAGAGGAUGCACAAUGACACGCUGACAUAGUGACACAUAUGUGACUGAGUGAGGUGACAUGCAGUUAACUGAUUUUAUUUUUUUAUAAUUGAGAGCGCUUUCGCGUUUAAUCUGCCCAAAGGUUGUUAAAGGAAUAGUUCAACAGAGAAACAGAGACACAUGAAAUGCCUCAAAUCCUUUUUGUUAAAUCCAACACAAAUGUAUAAAAACAACAGUUUGCGGUUUUAUGAGGGCUCAUGUAUAUUUACUGGGGGAAAUGUGAACCAGUGUACACCUUCCAAAGAAAUCUACCUUACUGGAACACUCUAAAGCUCAAUAAUACAUUUCAUAUUUGAUUAAUCUGAAGAAAAGUAUGUAUGGUGAGGGGGGUGCUUCCCUACACCUGAUUUUAAUGACGAUUUAGGGCAAGAGCCAGGGCCACUGUUAGCUAAACAAACAUGAAAUGACCAGCUAGUGCUAGCUAGUUUAAUUAGUAAAGUGCAUCCAUACUUAACCUUAAUCUGGUUGCUAAUUUGGCUAGCAAAAAAACAGGCUUGUUUGUGAUGUACUUCAGUGAAAAAAUAAACAGCUGAAUUCUUUGUGUCUUUGAAUACAAUUUAACGCUCAAUUCAGCUGAUUUGUUUUUAGAGAUUAUAGUGCGGGUAAAUAUUUUUCCUUGCACUCUUUAAAAAAAGUUUCACAUAUUUUCCGUAUCACAGAGCCCGGCUAGCAGUUUUCCACUGCUUCUGGUCUUAAUGCUAAGCUAACCACACCCUGGAUUUACAUUGAUCUUCUCAUUGGAAUAAUGAAUAAAAACUAAAAUAUUAUUUCCCAAAAUGUUCCCCCUUGCUUUGAAGAAAUGUGACAGCUGAUGUAGCUAUACUGUAUCCUCUUCAGAAUUAACCAUCUUUAGAUUAGGAUGAAUGCUUUUAUAAGGAUGCAUUUCAUUUACAUUCAGAAGUGCCAGCUAAUUACACAUCUCUCAAUAUGUCUUUUUUGUCAUAAUGAAGUGAUAUUAUUAUCAUCAAACCAUUAUCAUUUAAUAUUAACUAAUCUUAUGGUCAAAAUGACAUUUCAGCUUCUCCUUCCACUCGCAGCUUUGAUGACAAUUUCAUUAUUAUUAUUAAUAUAUGGGUCUUCAUUUGCCCAUAAAACCAGGACAAUGAAAUUGAAAGGCCCCUGUCCACAGCAAGCAAUAAUGGCUCCUUGUCCAAUGGGAAUUGAAUGGAGGAUAGCAUCCCUGAGAAGCCUAUUCUCUGAACCAACCGGUCUCUCCCCCCCCCCACCCCCGCCCCCCAGCCCCAUUCUUCAAACAACACUGUGACUGACAGCUCCCUUUCACAAGACUCCGACUGGCAAGGAAGGGCUUUAAUUCCAAACCAUUUGGUAGCAUGGCAUGAUAAAGACGGGACCGACGUGUUUUAUUGUCCGUUGGGGCGAGUUUUUUUUUUUUUUUUUUUUCAUGUGAUUUAAUUUGUGUUUGGAUUUUCGACUCUGUAUUUAUCAAUUUCAUAUAUAAAAAAAGUCACAUUUCAGCAGUUAUGUGAUGGCCCUCAGUCAUAACACAACGUUUGUGUUCGCGUAAUGUCGGAUUUCAGAUAAUGGGAAAAUAAGCCGUGAUUUCACCUGCUUAUUAAGCUGUAACCGUACAUUUACCUGACAGCUGUAGUACUCAAUUUAGUUUUGUUAAAAUGUUUUUGGUUGAACAAAAAAAAACCUCUAUAUAAAAUAGUCCACAUUAGCUUAAUUUGGCUAAUUUAGCUUUAGCCAUGCCAACUGCAACAUACAGAUGAUACUUAAAUAAUACAUAUUAUAAUUACCAUAUAAUAUAAAAAUACAAAAAAACAAUUUUAUCCACCACACAUUGAUACUCUUUAGUUACUGGGGAUAGUAAUCAUUAGCAACUAGGAAGGACAAAAUCACAUGAUAUCAUUAUUUUAUCGCCAGUGCGAUCAUUCAUUUCAUAAUGAUAAGCAAAAACUUGAAUAGUCAGAACAUCAUUUGUACUGGAGUAUUUAAUUUACAGGGGUAGACGUCAUAUUCACAAGAGGUAUACAUGUUUUAUUCAUAAUAAAUUAAAAACUAAUUGAAGAAGACAAACAAUGCUUUCUCUUUCCUUGUAUUUGUUUAAAUAUUUAAUCUGGCACUUUCGCUAAUAUCCAAACCUUCACAAAAUGUGUAGGCUGUACUAGUUUAACAAUAGCAACCUAAAAAAUGCAAAAUGAAGGAAUUGAUAAUGGCCCCAAAGUCAUUUCCACGACCAAUUUUCUUUUAAAAUAGGAAACUGGACACCUUUGUUUUUUGGGCUGUUGGUUGAACAAUACAAAACAUUUUGCAAAUGUUUUAGAGCAAAUCAUAAAGUCAUGAGCAUCAGUAGGUAAUCAAAAAGACAGCUCCACAAAUGUUAUAAGUGAGAGCCAACGACUCAUUUCCCUCUCUCUGUGGAUGUCAGCACUGGUGUCAAAGUCAUCACAAACACAUUUUGAUUGAUAGGUGAACCUCAUCGUCAUUGGCCUUCCUGACCUACAUCCCUCGCUGCUCGCCCUCCGACCUUUGGCCCCGUGCUGUAACACACCAACCCACUUCCUCCUCAGCACAACAGUGUUGUCAAGCUCAUGGAUCUCCAGCUGAAAGAGGCAGAAGUUAAAGAGGGGGGCGGGCCUUAAAGACCACGCAGGGAUUAGUCAGCGGCUCCACUGGUUUCCACCAUCAACCACAUAUUUGAGGAGAGGAAGAGGCAAACAGAUGGUGGAGAGGCGCUUUGUGACUUUGUGACAUCCUGUGUGUGUGCGUGCGUGCGUCUAAUGUAACCAGUAGGCUCUGGGAUCACUGCCAAUUCCUAAAAAGCACAAAAGGGUUCAGGGAAGAAUACAUCUACUUUGUUACAAAAUGCCCUCCAACCAACCCCCUCUUCCUCCUUGUGCCACACCCCCACACCCACCUUGCCACCUUUAGACCAAGAACACAAGGAUGAUUCCCACCUUUGAUGGUUGGAGGGUGGAGGGGGCUCCGGGGGCCAGCAGAAGCAGAGGAGCUGUUUACCCUGCACUUGGCUUCUGUUCAGUCCUCCACUCACCCCACCCUCCUCAGGAAAACCAACUCCCUUUGGAUUUUUCCAGCCCAUUCGGAGGUGUAAAGAUAACACCCCACCCACCCACCCUUUCACCCUUUUCACCUCCCUAUCCUUGCCCCUUCAUCCCCAGGGCGUCACCCCCUGUCACCCGCUCUCCUUCAGGGGUGGGGGGAGUGCUGCGCUGCACCUGUCCUGACCCGUCUAGACACCAGCGCCUGGCUUUGUCUCUUCACCGGGGGACAGGAAGAGGACGGGGAGACUGGGUGGAGAGGUUGGGAGGGUAUGCGCAGGUUAAAAGUCAGAGUUGGAGGGUGAGGUUUGUUAGUGAGUAUGGAGGAGACACUGCAGAAACAAGGGGCCGCCCUGCUGACCCCAGGGGCCCUGCGAUGUAGCAGACACUAACAUCAUGGUUGCCAUGGCAGUGACACAUGUGCUUAGUUUAAUGUUCUUUGUGUUUACCAUACAUGGAGCUUAGUGUACAAAUGUUAAUGUUUCACUUGGUGCAGGAAACUCUGGGUAAAUAUGAGGGAAGCCAUUUGGUUGAUCCAGAGAGGAAGCAUCAGCUCAACUCUCUCUCUCUCUCUCUCUCUCUCUCUCUCUCUCUCUCUCUCUCUCUCUCU
This is a messenger RNA of Gymnodraco acuticeps, 10059 nucleotides long. Its product is annotated as treacle protein-like. The record is from RefSeq and is a predicted model, not a curated record. The transcript has 2 exons. Lineage: Eukaryota; Metazoa; Chordata; Actinopteri; Perciformes; Bathydraconidae. Bases 1905 to 5219 code for a protein of 1104 amino acids.